UGUUUUGUGGUGUAAAAUUGGGUCUCUCAAUCUCUCAGUUGGCGAAUUAGGGUUUUAGGCUGUCUGAUUGAUUGUUGAUUGUAUCGAAGAUGAUUGAGGUGGUGCUGAACGAUCGUCUCGGGAAGAAGGUGAAGGUGAAGUGCAACGAGGAUGACACCAUAGGCGACCUCAAGAAGCUCGUGGCUGCUCAGACGGGUACCCGAUCCGACAAGAUUCGGAUCCAGAAGUGGUACAACGUCUACAAGGACCACAUCACCCUCAAGGACUAUGAAAUCCAUGACGGCAUGGGCCUCGAGCUCUAUUACAACUAAAGGUGUUACGUUCAUAUAACAAUGCACUGGCGGUGGGAUCAGCCUGGGUAAGAAGUGGUUGCAUGUAUUGCAAAGCCCUAGGAUGGUGCAGAUUAUGUAAUCCAGAAACUCUUUUGAAGCGUUUGGACUACUUAUGUAUAUCUGAGUGUUAACUGCAUACAUUUGUGUAAUUGUAUUGGAUGAAUUGAAUUUCCUUGGCAAUCGUAAAAAUGAUCUUCUGUGUUAUAUGCAGAAUCAUUAUAUACAUAUAUAGUAUAUCUUUGUUUGUGGCAUUA
Messenger RNA from Prunus dulcis (almond), 586 nucleotides. RefSeq names its product ubiquitin-like protein 5. NCBI's taxonomy places the organism in Eukaryota, Viridiplantae, Streptophyta, Magnoliopsida, Rosales, Rosaceae. The coding region runs from base 90 to 311 and encodes 73 amino acids. Gene Ontology annotation, cellular component: cytoplasm; nucleus. Gene Ontology annotation, biological process: protein modification process; mRNA splicing, via spliceosome. The transcript has 2 exons. Gene Ontology annotation, molecular function: protein tag activity; protein binding. The record is from RefSeq and is a predicted model, not a curated record.